AUGUCGAAAUCGUCCUCGUCUCGCGAUCAGGAUGUGGACUUCAACACCAACAACAAAGCAGUCACCUACGAGUCUCUCCAGUUCAUCGAACCAAGUCAGACUCCUCCGGCGUACAUCAGUCACAGAAGAGUUGGCUUGAAGACAAUCAGCUUUCUCUUUGCAUGCAUCUUCCUUCCGCUGAUCGCAUUCUCGAUUGUUAUACUUUGGCUGAUCUUCCACUACCGCGUCACACCAGACAACUCCUCCUCGUUUCCAGACCUACAAGCAGGGCCAAAUGAAAAUGAGGGACCAUACUACUAUGUCAACUUUUCUGCUACGCAAAUCCUGUUCAUCGCCUCAUGGAGUAGUACUGUUGCUCCCAUAUCGGUUGGUGCGGUGAUGACACUAUCGUUGUUCCCUAUAUCGAGGAAAUUAUUCCAGAUAUCCCUCUCUCAAAGCUUGCAACGACUUCCUACGCCUUACCAGUUCUCGCUCCUCCUGGGACUUUCGGAAGGCAACAAGCGAUCAUGGUGGAAUUUUCUGAGAUAUUCGUUUCGCAAAAAGAGAGCUAGACACUCGACUGGACUCAAGAUAUCUGCGCUCAUCUACUCGAUAGCGGUCAUCAUCUCGACUUUGAUUGUGAUCGUAGACACUGUUUUGCAUAUCACCACAAAGACAGUCUCAAUCUACAAGAUAACUGCCAUUCCAUCACCAAACGUCACCUUCGGCAAGGGACUCACCUCAGACUGCGCGAACUGGACCGCACAAACAGACUACACAGGAGUCACACCUCUCGCCUACCCCUGCACCGUCUUCGAAGCCGUUACCUCCGCCGGUAUGCUCAACGGCAAUGAAGUGUACAAAACAAUCAACAAUAUAUCAACCGAGAACCAGGUCUUUCAAGUCUCGACCGGCAACGCUACAACAGGCGAUCUCUUCAUCCUAGGCCCGGGGCAAGGUCAGAACCCGAUAGACUCAGACUACAAAGCAACAACGAUUGGAGUGUCAACCAGCUGUGAGGCUAUCAGUACUCUGUGUAACCUCGAGGCACCAGAAGGAGCUGCCACCAUCUUCAAUUGUAGCUCAGGCUGGGGCGGUAACAUCGAAGUUCCGGAAUUUACACCCACUGCUUUAAUUCAUACCAGCGCUUAUGACUCGCAGACUGAGCUGCCCGAAAACUACACAAGCAUGCACAACAACUUCGGUCUCGGAGUCUUCGCAGAUCAGAAUCUCACCAAGGCUUACGAUUUCAUCGGAUACAAUGCAAGUCUCGGUCAUACGACACCCAAUCCAUUCUAUCUUGGUGCUGCGGCUUUGGUGCAAAGUGCGGGUGCGAGUCUGGCCAAUGACUCGGAGUUGGUGAAUGGUGGACAUGGAGGCUACGCAUUCGUGUUGAGAUGUGAGGUUCAUACAUACGAUGUUACUUAUUCGUACGUGAACGGCACUGUCCCUUCCGCUUCUGUUGCCGCGGUGCCGAAUAACGGAACGAUGGGAUGGAAUUUUCUGGGUCCUAUGUCGUAUCAACAAGAGAGAUUGGCACAAUUGGUGGAUUUAGCUGGUGUUCAGGAUACUUCCACAGAGCUUGCACUCUCGUACGGAAAUUCGUUCAGUGGGUUCGCAGUGGCACUUUUGGCAGGAGCAUAUGACGGCCGAACGGUCUUGGAGCAACAAAUUCGAAACGAGCUGCUCGUUGCAAAAGUUCUGAAGAGUAUGAUUUGGCUGUUGGUGUUGUUCAACAUGCUGUUCGCACUCGGUGGUGCUGUGAUAGCUGUCUGGGCGUUCUUGGUGGCAAUGACGGGAAUAGGAGAUGCGCAUGCCCUGUUUAGCCUUGAAGAAGUGGUGGGAAUGUGCUUUGAGAGGGAGAAAUUCGAGGCAAGAGGGGAGGUAGAGGAGAGAUUUGAGGAGCAGAGAGUUGGUGAGAUGAGCGGGAGGGUCGGGGUUGCAAGGAGAGAGGACGGGUGGGCGUUGCAGAGAGUCAAUGUCCACAGCUGA
Messenger RNA from Mollisia scopiformis, 1971 nucleotides. RefSeq lists its product as uncharacterized. The coding region runs from base 1 to 1971 and encodes 656 amino acids. Lineage: Eukaryota; Fungi; Ascomycota; Leotiomycetes; Helotiales; Mollisiaceae. The transcript has 4 exons. The record is from RefSeq and is a predicted model, not a curated record.